Saimiri boliviensis boliviensis (Bolivian squirrel monkey) is the source of this 1307-nucleotide messenger RNA. RefSeq names its product V-set and immunoglobulin domain containing 4 (gene VSIG4). Gene Ontology annotation, biological process: negative regulation of interleukin-2 production; negative regulation of macrophage activation; negative regulation of T cell proliferation. NCBI's taxonomy places the organism in Eukaryota, Metazoa, Chordata, Mammalia, Primates, Cebidae. Gene Ontology annotation, molecular function: complement component C3b binding. The record is from RefSeq and is a predicted model, not a curated record.
GGAGUUUGAGUGAGAGAUAUAAGGAAGGAAGGGAAGUAAGCAGACACAGACGCUGGUGGCCACCAGAAUUUUGAGCCUCUUUGGUAGGAGUAGGCUGGAAGAAAGGACAAAAGUGGCUCUGGCUGUGAUGGGGAUCUUACUGGGCCUGCUACUCCUGGGACACCUAACAGUGGACACUUAUGGCCUUCCCAUCCUGGAAGUGCCAGAGAACAUAACAGGACCUUGGAAAGGGGAUGUGACUAUUCCCUGCACCUAUGGCCCCCUCGAAGGCUACACUCAAGUCUUGGUGAAAUGGCUGGUACAUCGUGGCUCAUACCCUGUCACCAUCUUCCUACGUGACUCUUCUGGAGACCAUAUCCAGCAGGCAAAGUACCAGGGCCGCCUACAUGUGAGCCACAAGGUUCCAGGAGAUGUAUCCCUCCAACUAAGUACCCUGGAGAUGGAUGACCGGAGUCACUACAUGUGUGAAGUCACCUGGCAGACCCCUGAUGGCAACCAAGUGGUGAGAGAUAAGAUCACUGAGCUCCGUGUCCAGAAACUCUCUGUCUCCAAGCCCACAGUGACAACUGGCAGCGGUUACGGCUUCAUGGUGCCCCAGGGAAUGAGGAUUAGCCUUCAAUGCCAGGCUCGGGGUUCUCCUCCCAUCACUUAUAUUUGGUAUAAGGAACAGACUAAUAACCAGGAACCUAUCAAAGUAGGAAACUUAAGUACCUUACUCUUCAAGCCUGCAUUGGUAGCCGACUCUGGCUCCUAUUUCUGUACUGCGAAGGGCAAGGUUGGCUCUGAGCAGCACAGCGACAUUGUGAAGUUUGUGGUCAAAGACUCUUCAAAGCUACUCAAGACCAAUACUGAGGCACCUACAACCAUGAGCUACCCCUUGAACGCAACAUCUACAGUAAAGCAACCCUGGGACUGGACCACUGACAUGGAUGGCUACCUUAGAAUGACCAGGGCUGGGCCAGGAAAGAGCAUGCCUAUCUUUGCCAUCAUCCUCAUCAUCUCCUUGUGCUGUAUGGUGGUUUUUACCAUGGCCUAUAUCAUGCUCUGCCGGAAGACAUCCCAACAAGAGCAUGUCUGUGAAGCGGCCAGGCACUAUUCAACUUUGGCAUCUUGCCACCAGAAGAGGAGCGGGAGACUCAGCUCUGCCAGCUCAGAGGACCAGCUGCAUCCAGGAUCAUUUCUCCUUCUUCAGGGCCAGACAUCUUUUAAUUGAGAUUGUCAUAUCACAGACCAGGGCUCGGUUCUGUUCCUGCACUGAAAGUCUAAUGUUCUGACUCUUAAUGCUCAAUAAAUAUCUAAUCAUAACA